AUGAAGCAGUUGUUCUCCUCUGCUUUAGCAACAUUGAGGUAUUAUUCGAGUGCCACUUACCAUAGCACAAAAUGGAGCAAAAAUAGAUAUAACUACAAGAGCAAAUGGGGUGGUCUUUCUUCCCCUAUAAAGCCGAAGACGAGGUGGACUAAUGAGCAAUCUCAAGUCUUAAACAAGAGCAAAAUGAAUUCUCCUAAAAUGCCUAGAAAGCCUAGAAUGAAGUGGACUGAUGAGCAAACACAAGUCUUGAAUGCCAUUCUCGAGGGAAAGUCUGUAUUUGUCAGUGGAUCAGCAGGGACCGGUAAAACUGCUUUGCUUGAGCAUGUUAUAAAGAAACUCAAGAAAAUUCAUGGUCGAUCCCAGGUUUUUGUGACAGCUUCCACAGGAGUUGCUGCUUGUGCCCUUAAUGGUAUGACCCUUCACUCAUUUGCAGGCACUGGUCUCGGUGGUGUUGAUCGUGCAAGUUUGCUAACUAGGGUUCUUUCAGAUAGGAGGGCAUAUCGGAGGUGGAUCAAGGCCAAAGUGCUAGUCAUGGAUGAAAGUAGCAUGAUUGAGGCUGACUUCUUCAAUGAUCUUGAGUUCAUAGCCAGUGAGAUACGGGGUCAGGAUCCUUUGUUGAAGGGAAAGGUUUGGGGUGGAAUACAGCUAGUUGUGAGUGGUGACUUUUUCCAAUUACCUCCUGUUCUCAAAAAGAAGAAGAAGAAGGGUGCCAAAGUAUUUGCAUUUGAAGCUGAUUGCUGGAAUGCAAGUUUUGAUUUGCAAAUUGAGCUCACAAAGGUUUUCCGGCAAUCAGAGGCUGAUCUUGUGAAAUUACUGCAGGGAAUACGUAGAGGAGAGAGUGACCCUGAGGACCUUCAGAUAUUAAAACAACGAUGCUUCUCAUCAGAGGAGGAUCCUUCAGCUGUACAGCUGUUCCCGAGGAAUGAAGAUGUCAAUAGGGUGAACAAGAAGCACCUGCAAAGCUUAGGCGAGCAAAUUUUUGUUUAUUCUGCUGUUGACAGUGGUGAAGAGCCAUCAAAGAAGCAGCUUAGAUCAGGAAUUGCACCUGAUCAGCUUGAGCUCUGCAAAGGUGCGAGGGUGAUGCUCUGCAAAAAUAUAAACCCUUGGCUUAAACUUGUGAAUGGGGCUACUGGUACUAUCAUAGAUUUUCAUGACAAAAUUGAUGCUUUUUAUGAAAGUGCUGGGAACUGUGAUGAUAGUGAUAUUCACUCCAUAUGCAGUGAUGGUUACUUACUACCUGUAGUAAAAUUUGACUCUGGACAAGUACUUAAGAUUGGUUUAGAAACAUGGGUUGUAAUGGAUGGAGAAAGGGUUGUUGCUAAGCGAAAGCAGAUACCCCUCAUACUGGCUUGGGCACUAAGCAUUCACAAAUGUCAGGGAAUGACUCUUGACCGCCUUCACACAGACCUCCGUCGGGCUUUUGGCUGUGGAAUGGUCUAUGUUGCGCUUUCACGGGUGAAAACCUUGGAUGGACUUCAUUUAUCUGGUUUUAAUCCUUCUAAGAUCGAGGCAGACCCAAAGGUUCUGCAAUUCUAUCAGAAUCUUUCAAGUUCACGAUAUUAG
Coffea eugenioides is the source of this 1563-nucleotide messenger RNA. RefSeq names its product ATP-dependent DNA helicase PIF1-like. Gene Ontology annotation, molecular function: DNA helicase activity. The coding region runs from base 1 to 1563 and encodes 520 amino acids. Gene Ontology annotation, biological process: telomere maintenance; DNA repair. NCBI's taxonomy places the organism in Eukaryota, Viridiplantae, Streptophyta, Magnoliopsida, Gentianales, Rubiaceae. The transcript has a single exon. The record is from RefSeq and is a predicted model, not a curated record.